Sander lucioperca (pikeperch) is the source of this 1612-nucleotide messenger RNA. RefSeq names its product UDP-glucose ceramide glucosyltransferase (gene ugcg). Gene Ontology annotation, biological process: glucosylceramide biosynthetic process. The record is from RefSeq and is a predicted model, not a curated record. The transcript is spliced from 10 exons. Bases 1 to 1185 code for a protein of 394 amino acids. Gene Ontology annotation, cellular component: membrane. NCBI's taxonomy places the organism in Eukaryota, Metazoa, Chordata, Actinopteri, Perciformes, Percidae. Gene Ontology annotation, molecular function: ceramide glucosyltransferase activity.
AUGGCUGUGCUGGAUCUCGCCAUGCAAGGACUGGCCGUGUUCGGCUUCAUCCUAUUCUUCGUGCUGUGGCUGAUGCACUUCAUGUCCAUCAUCUAUGUGCGUCUACACCUCCACAGGAAAAGGUCAGAGGUGAAGCAGCCGUUUGCUCAGCUGGCUGGAGUUUCUCUGCUGAAGCCGCUGAAAGGCGUGGACCCCAACCUCAUCUCCAACCUGGAGACCUUUUUUACUAUGGACUACCCCAAGUACGAGGUCCUGCUGUGCAUCCAGGAUCUAGACGACCCAGCUGUCGACGUGUGUAAGAAGCUGUUGGGGAAAUAUCCCAACGUAGACGCUCGCUUAUUCAUCGGGGGGAAGAAAGUGGGAAUCAACCCCAAGAUCAACAACCUGAUGCCGGGCUACGAAGGAGCCAAGUACGAGCUGGUCUGGAUCUGUGACAGCGGCAUCAGAGUGAAACCUGACACCCUAACAGAUCUGACCAAUCAGAUGACAGAGAAGGUGGGAUUGGUCCACGGGUUGCCGUACGUCGCUGACCGCCAAGGCUUCGCCGCCACAUUAGAGCAGGUGUACUUCGGGACGUCCCACCCCCGCUCCUACAUCUCGGCCAACGUGACGGGGAUAAAGUGUGUGACGGGCAUGUCGUGUCUGAUGAGGAAGGACGUGUUGGACCAGGCCGGAGGGUUGGUGGCCUUCGCUCAGUACAUCGCCGAGGACUACUUCAUGGCUAAAGCCAUCGCAGACAGGGGCUGGAAAUUCUCCAUGGCGACGCAGGUGGCGAUGCAGAACUCAGGCUCGUACUCCAUUGGUCAGUUCCAGUCCCGCAUGAUCAGGUGGACCAAGCUGCGGAUCAACAUGCUUCCUGGCACCGUGCUGGAGCCCGUCUCCGAGUGCUUCCUGGCCAGCCUCAUCAUUGGCUGGGCUGCUCAUUAUGUGUUCAGGUGGGACAUGAUGGUCUUCUUCAUGUGUCAUUGUCUGGCCUGGUUUAUCGCCGACUACAUCCAGCUGACAGGAGUUCAGGGCGGGACUCUGUGUUUCUCUAAGCUGGACUUCGCGGUGGCGUGGUUCAUCCGCGAGUCGCUGGCCGUGCAGAUCUUCCUGUCGGCGCUGUGGGACCCGACCAUCAGCUGGAGGACGGGGCGCUACCGGCUGCGCUGCGGAGGCACCGCCGACGAGAUCCUCGACGUCUAGUCGCCACAGCAACGCCCGCUACGGCAACGCCCGCCACGGCAACCGCCUGGCACGGCAACCGCCUGGCACCUUCGGAGAGGAAGAAAGAGAGAGAGAGAGAGACUGUUUUUUUGUUUUUUUAUCAGAUGUGUGUGUGUGUGUGUGUGUGUGUGUGUGUGUGUGUGUGUGUGUGUGUGUGUGUGUAUGUGUGUUUUUAACUAUUUAUGUUUUUUUUUUUUUGUUUUUUUUUUUUUUUUUUUGGUGCUAUAUCAAACUCAAUGAUGCCAGAACAAGCCAAUGAGAGCGCAGCAGGAUUUAAAUAUAUACAAAAAAACAGAUAAAACAGGAAGGAGUGAGACAUCAGUCAGCUGAUCUCUCAUCGGAGAAAUAAAAUGACAUAUUGACGCAGAAAAGAAACUGAAAAUGUCGACAUUUUUGUUUCUUUUUA